UUAUUUUUCGUCCGCCAUAUUGGAUCGGCCAUAUUCGAAAAUACUGAAUAAGUAAUUCGGACUAAAUAUUUCAGUUUUACCUGAAAGUCAAUUACUACCAAUUCCGUUUUGAUAUUUCGCUAACUUUUUAAUUUUUUUGAAAUCCGUAAUAUUCUGAAGUAAGUACGUUUAAAAUCAAAUAUCUAUAGUACAGUUGAUAUAGCUGCGCGAAAUAGUUGUUUGGCUCCGGCAUUGAAAAUCGAAGGUUCAAAUCUUCGGACCGUCAAAUUUUUUUCUACAUAAAAUUUUAAAACGGAAUUCAUAAGAAUUAAAAUAUUUUAAUUCUUUUCAAUUUCUCGCUUCUUACUGGGUGACUGAACAUCGUAUGACAAUGGAUAGGAAGAAAACGAGAAGUAGCAGAAUUCGUCCAAGUUUUGGUGAUAAAAAAAGAAACUUUCGCGGUAAUCGAUACACAACGGGAAAAAAAAUUGAAUUUGUCAGUACAUCAUCUCGCAAAUUGAAAGAUAGUGGUGAUUUUGAUGUAACGUACGAUGACACUUUUAAUUAUAGUUUGUUGAGCUUCAGUUUAGUUUUUACAGCGUUGCAAUCUUUAGUGAAGUGUAAAUUGUGUGAUGGUGACGUACAAUUUCUUAAAAAAUCUCCGCAGGGAUUGGGAUUUAAAGUAGUCGUGAAAUGUUCUUGCCAGGAAUCUACAAUAAACUCUUGCCCAAUGAUAAAAAAUGCAUAUGAAGUCAACAGGCGAUUUUGUUUUGCUAUGCGGCUACUUGGUGUCGGUUUGGCUGGCAUAAACAUGUUUUGCUCAAUAAUGGAACUGGGUUCUGGAGUCAGUAUAAGUUGCUUUUACUCAUUGCUUGAAAAGAUACAUACUGCCGUAAAAGCCGUAUCUGAGAUGGUUUUAAAAAAAGCAGUGAAUGAAGAAAAACAGAAGAACAUUGAAAAGGGUUAUCCAGAGGACGAGCUCACUGUGUCUGGCGAUGGUUCAUGGGCAAAGCGUGGAUUCACAUCACUUUUAGGAAUUGUCUCGCUAAUCGGAAAAUAUUCGAAUAAAAUUGUGGAUGUGAUAGUACUAUCAAAAGUAUGCAAAGCUUGUGAAAAGUGGUCAGGAAGAGAAGAUACUGAUGAAUACUUGGAAUGGUAUGAGGAUCAUAAGGAUAAUUGUUCAGCAAACCACGAAGGAAGUUCGGGAAAAAUGGAAGUGGACGGAAUAAUCGAAAUGUUUAAAAGAUCUGUGCAACUUUUUGGUGUGAAAUAUAAGCAAUUCAUUGGCGAUGGUGAUUCAAAAACAUUUACAAAUCUAUUGCAAGCUGAUCCUUAUGACGGCAAACCUGUAGUUGAAAAAAAAGAAUGUGUAUUACACGUUAAAAAACGUAUAUACAGACGUGUUAAAGACGGCAAAAAAUCACUAACGCAGUAUUUGAAAGCAAAGAAACAACUCGAAGAAGCCGAAAAUAAGAAAUCUAAAGGACAAGAACUCGAACGUGCACCGAAAAGGCGUAAAACAAAAAGAAAUUCAUCGGCUAAUAGCGGUGCUGUAAAAAUUAAAACUCUCUCCUUGACUAAUAAAGUAAUGAUAAAGCUCAGCACAUAUUAUGGACUAGCAAUUUUAAGAAACUCGGAAUCUCUUGAAGAAAUGAAGAAAGCUGUAUGGGCAACGUACUACCACCUAACCUCCACAGACAAAAAACCGCAACACUUUUACUGUCCAGAGGGAUUGACUUCGUGGUGCGAAUAUCAGAAACUCAAAGCUCAGAAUCAACAAGAUACUUUUUCACAUCCACCCGCAUUUGAUGAAGAUAUAGCGAAAAUUUUAAAGCCAAUUUACGAAGAAUUAUCGUCGAAUGAUCUGUUGGAAAGAUGCUUAGGAAAAAAUACACAGAAUAACAACGAAAGCUUUAACAGCUGCGUUUGGAAUAUGGCUCCGAAGCAUAUUUUCGUUGGAAAAAAAACAUUAGAAAUCGCAACACUAACAGCAGCAUGCACAUUCAAUGAGGGAUUUAUGCCUAUCUUAAAAAUUAUGGAGGUUAUGGGUGUCCAAAUCGGCACGAAUGGUAUGAAUUACGCUAAAAAGUACAACGAGUUAAGAAUUAGGAGGGCAGAAAAAAAAGCAUCCGAAACAUCGAAACAGGCCAGGUCUUCGCGAAGAGCGGAUAGAGUCGCUGAAAAUGAUGCCUAUGAAGAAACUGAAGGCCUGCUUUACGCACCAGGGAUUGCCGAUUAAUAUGACGUCAUCGGAUGUCAUCAUCACCGCAGGCCACGUAUAUAAAUAUUUUAUUGU
Molecule: messenger RNA, 2275 nt
Organism: Leptopilina heterotoma
Lineage: Eukaryota; Metazoa; Arthropoda; Insecta; Hymenoptera; Figitidae
Exons: 2
Coding region: 365-2218 (617 amino acids)
Source: RefSeq, a predicted model, not a curated record